Messenger RNA from Saccharomyces eubayanus, 1050 nucleotides. It is a transcript of the gene ERG26, whose product is annotated as sterol-4-alpha-carboxylate 3-dehydrogenase (decarboxylating). The coding region runs from base 1 to 1050 and encodes 349 amino acids. Gene Ontology annotation, biological process: steroid biosynthetic process. The transcript has a single exon. NCBI's taxonomy places the organism in Eukaryota, Fungi, Ascomycota, Saccharomycetes, Saccharomycetales, Saccharomycetaceae. Gene Ontology annotation, molecular function: 3-beta-hydroxy-Delta5-steroid dehydrogenase (NAD+) activity. The record is from RefSeq and is a predicted model, not a curated record.
AUGUCAAAUAUAGAUUCAGUUUUAAUUAUCGGUGGUUCCGGUUUCCUCGGAUUGCACUUAAUUCAGCAAUUUUAUGAUAUAAAUCCCAAGCCAGAUAUUCACAUUUUUGAUGUUAGAGACCUCCCAGAAAAACUUUCAAAGCAAUUCACUUUCAAUGUCGAUGACAUAAAAUUCCAUAAAGGUGAUUUAACCUCCCCUAAUGACAUGGAAGAUGCUAUCAAGGAAAGUAAAGCAAAUGUUGUUGUUCAUUGUGCUUCGCCAAUGCAUGGUCAAAAUCCAAAUAUUUACGACAUAGUGAAUGUAAAGGGAACGCGUAAUGUGAUUGAUAUGUGUAAGAAAUGUGGUGUCAAUGUUCUUGUAUAUACUUCUUCUGCGGGUGUUAUUUUUAACGGUCAAGACGUGCAUAAUGCGGAUGAAACUUGGCCAAUUCCAGAAGUUCCUAUGGACGCAUAUAAUGAGACAAAGGCUAUCGCUGAAGAUAUGGUGUUGAAGGCAAACGAUCCAGACAGUGAUUUUUAUACUGUUGCACUUCGUCCAGCAGGUAUUUUUGGUCCAGGGGAUAGACAGUUGGUGCCAGGUCUUAGACAGGUCGCAAAGUUAGGACAAUCGAAGUUUCAAAUUGGUGACAAUAACAAUUUAUUUGAUUGGACUUACGCUGGUAAUGUCGCUGAUGCUCAUGUUUUAGCCGCACAUAAGUUGCUUGACCCAAAAACAAGAUCGGAGGUCUCUGGUGAAACUUUCUUUAUUACCAAUGACACCCCCACUUACUUUUGGGCCUUAGCUCGUACAGUUUGGAAGGCAGAUGGACAUAUUGCUAAGAACAUUAUUGUUUUGAAAAGACCAGUUGCAAUUUGCGCUGGUUACCUUUCAGAAUGGGUUUCCAAGCUGCUGGGUAAAGAGCCAGGGUUGACUCCGUUUAGAGUCAAGAUCGUGUGCGCAUACCGUUAUCAUAAUAUUUCUAAGGCUAAAAAGUUGCUGGGAUAUACGCCAAGGGUAGGUAUUGAAGAAGGUAUCAAUAAAACAUUAGCCUGGAUGGACGAAGGUUUGUAA